Momordica charantia (bitter melon) is the source of this 850-nucleotide messenger RNA. RefSeq names its product Alba DNA/RNA-binding protein (gene DAN1). Gene Ontology annotation, molecular function: RNA binding. The record is from RefSeq and is a predicted model, not a curated record. Gene Ontology annotation, cellular component: nucleus. Lineage: Eukaryota; Viridiplantae; Streptophyta; Magnoliopsida; Cucurbitales; Cucurbitaceae.
CGACUUCCAGCUAGUUUUCCGAGCCCCAACCCCUUCCAAUUUUUCCCGCUCCUGAGAUUUUCCCGAGAAAAUUGCCAGAGAAAAUUUUCUGUUUGAGCAGGGAGAGAGAGAGAGAGUAGAAACAGCGAGGUGUGAAAUCAAGGAAUGGCGACGAUUGCAGUAUCGGGAGCCACUGAAACACAGAAGAAGAACAGAAUUCAGGUUUCAAACACCAAGAAACCACUAUUCUUCUACGUUAACCUCGCUAAGAGGUAUAUUCAACAGCACAAUGAGGUUGAGCUUUCUGCCCUGGGAAUGGCAAUCACUACUGUUGUCACAAUUGCGGAGAUUCUAAAGAACAAUGGGUUGGCUACAGAGAAGAAAGUUUUGACUUCUACAGUUGGCAUGAAAGAUGAGAACAAAGGUCGUUUGGUUCAGAAAGCCAAGAUUGAGAUUGUUCUGGGGAAGUCUGAGAAAUUUGAUUCUCUGAUGACUGCGGCCACAGCUGCUGCGCCAGAGGCAGCUGCUGAAGAGAAAAAGGCAGAGGAAAGCAAGGAGCAGCCGGAGCAGUAGGGGGAGGAGAGGGGACAUUUUGAAGAUGUUACAUUGUUGUAGUUUAAGAAUAUCACAAAUGCAAUAUUAUAGGAUAGGGGAUUUUGAUUUUGAAUUGCUCUCUUUUCUAGUUUCUUUUUUUUGGGACAGUUACAGUUUUCAAUGAGAUGCCAUGCCAUCACCAAAAAGACAAAGAAAAAAAAAAAAAAACCUUUCUUCUCUAUCAAGUGUGUGUUGAGAAGGGAGCCUACUGUCUGUGUUUGCAUUUGUUAGCUUCAUGGUGAUCUAAUGAACUGAUAAAAGGAUGCCUCAUCUUGAA